This is a messenger RNA of Brassica oleracea var. oleracea, 2721 nucleotides long. Its product is annotated as probable LRR receptor-like serine/threonine-protein kinase PAM74. Bases 1 to 2721 code for a protein of 906 amino acids. Gene Ontology annotation, molecular function: protein binding; protein kinase activity; ATP binding. The transcript has 13 exons. Gene Ontology annotation, biological process: protein phosphorylation. Lineage: Eukaryota; Viridiplantae; Streptophyta; Magnoliopsida; Brassicales; Brassicaceae. The record is from RefSeq and is a predicted model, not a curated record.
AUGGAUAGUUUUCGUUGGCUUUUGUUGCUGCUGCUAUUAGGAGCUUUUUCCAUUGUUCGUCUUGUUCGAGCUCAAGAUCAACAAGGGUUCAUCAGUUUGGAUUGUGGGUUGCCCAUAACUGAGCUGUCUCCUUAUACUGAGCCAUUUACCGAACUACGGUUCUCGUCUGAUGCUACGUUCAUCAAGACAGGUAAAUCUGGUAAAAUCCAGGCAAAUCUGGUGGAUGAGUACCUGAAGCCCUACACGAGCCUCAGAUAUUUUCCAGAAGAGAGAAGGAACUGUUAUAGUCUGAGUGUUGACAAGAACAGAAAGUAUUUAAUCAGGGCUGGUUUCGUGUAUGGGAAUUACGAUGGUCUUAACUCUAACCCGGAGUUUGAUCUGCAUCUAGGCCCUAAUCUGUGGGCAACAAUAGAUUUCCACAAUUUUGUGAAUGGUACAAUGGUUGAGAUCAUUCACACCACAACAUCAAACUUGCUACAGGUUUGUCUUGUUAAGACAGGGACAACUACACCUCUGAUCUCAGCCUUGGAGUUACGGCCAUUGGACAAUGAUUCUUAUUCCACAAAGUCGGAUUCUCUGAGACUUUUCGCUCGAAUAUAUCUCAACGAGACAGAAGGCUAUCUACGGUACCCUGAUGAUGCUUAUGAUCGUAGAUGGCUUAAUUUCUUUUUGAAGAGUUGGUCACAGAUUUCUACUACUCUGGAAGUGAGCAAUGAUAACGAUUAUGAUCCACCUAAAAAGGCGCUUGCAGCGGCUGCUACGCCAUCCAAUGCUAGUGGGCCGUUGACAAUCAGUUGGACACCCGCUAAUCCUGGUGACCAGUAUUACUUGUACAGCCACUUCGCUGAGAUACAAGAUUUACAGGACAAUGAUACUAGGGAGUUUGACUUGUUAUGGAACGGAGUUGUUAGUACUGAAACUAUCAUUCCUUCAAAGUUAGAGAUAAAUACUCUCCUGGAUACUCCUCCGGAGACUUGCGGAGACGAGAGAUGCAGGUACCAGCUAAUAAAAACCUCAAGAUCAACUCUUCCUCCUCUACUUAACGCUCUUGAGAUCUACACGGUUAUCAAGUUUCCACAAUCGGAGACAAAUGAAAAUGACGGUAUGUUACUUAUUUUGAUCACUUUUAUGCAGAUAACAUAUUUCUUUGUCUUGAUGCUCUUUACAUCAGUGGUUGCUAUCAAGAACAUUGAAGGUGCCUAUGAAUUGAGCAGAAUCACGUGGCAAGGAGAUCCUUGCGUUCCUCAACAGUACGCAUGGGAUGGGUUGAACUGUAGUAACACCGAAAGUUCUACACCUCCAAGAAUUACAUCCUUAAACUUGUCUUCAGCCGGGUUAACUGGAACCAUAGCAGCAGCUAUUCAAAACCUUACAAAACUAGAAAAACUAGACUUGUCAAAUAACAAAUUGACUGGCGUGUUGCCUGAGUUUCUUGUCCAGAUGAAGUCUUUGGUGAACAUAAAUUUAAGCGGGAACGAUCUUUAUGGUCACAUUCCUCAAGCUCUUCGAAGAAAGGGAUUAGAGUUACUAGUUGAUGGAAACCCAAGGCUUUGUCUCUCUGGUUCAUGCAUAAAAGACUCCAACAAGAAACUUAUAGUGAUAGUUGUUGUAUCAGUUGCUGCUUUGGUCAUAAGCGUUGUUGUGUUGGUUCUUGUUUUAGUUCUCAAAAAGAAAAAGUCGUCGUCAGUGGAAGCUCUACAGCUUCCACCGAGUACGCCAAUGGUGAAUGAUGCAUAUGCGAAUUCAUCUGAACCAUCAAUCGAGAUGAAAAAGAGAAGGUUUACUUAUUCAGAGGUUAUGAAAAUGACCAAUAAUUUCCAAAGAGUUGUAGGGGAAGGCGGAUUCGGUGUUGUGUCUCAUGGUACACUAAAUGGUUCCGAACAAGUAGCUGUUAAAAUACUCUCUCAAUCAUCAAGUCAAGGCUAUAAGCAUUUUAAGGCAGAGAUCGAUCUUCUUCUACGAGUUCACCACACAAAUUUGGUGAGCCUUGUUGGAUAUUGUGAUGAAGGAGAUCACUUGGCUCUUAUAUAUGAGUUUAUGCCAAAUGGAGACUUAAGACAACAUCUAUCUGGAAAACGUGGUGGCUCUUUUAGCAGCUGGGCCAAUCGGCUACGAAUAGCUCUGGAGGCUGCACUAGGAUUGGAAUAUUUACAUUUUGGAUGCACACCGCCUAUUGUACAUAGAGAUAUCAAAACUACAAACAUAUUGCUGGACGAACAGUUAAAGGCCAAGCUCGCCGAUUUUGGCCUUUCGAGAUCUUUCCCUGUUGGAGGUGAAACCCAUGUUUCAACUGUUGUUGCUGGUACACCUGGAUACCUUGAUCCAGAAUAUUAUAGAACGAGUCGGCUGGGUGAGAAAAGUGAUGUGUACAGCUUCGGAAUUGUGUUAUUGGAGAUGAUCACAAACCAGCCCGUGAUUGACCAAUCCCGUCAAAAGUCUCACAUAACACAAUGGGUUGGGUUUAUGCUUAACCGGGGAGAUAUUACUAAGAUCAUGGAUCCAAACCUACACAAGGACUACGAGUCUCGUUCUGUUUGGAGGGCUAUCGAACUGGCAAUGUCGUGUGUGAAUCCUUCUUCGGUGAACAGACCGAACAUGUCCCAAGUUGCUAAUGAACUGAAAGAGUGUCUUGUACCUGAAAAAUCUAAGAAUAUGGAUUCUCAGAGUUCUCAUGAAGUGAGCAUGAGCUUUGACACUGGGAUACUUCCCAGGGCAAGAUAG